AUGAAGGAGAGUAAUAAGGAGGAGGCGGUAGUGCCGAGUCAUCGCCAGCAGUUGCUGACGGUGACGGUGUCGAGUCCGGACGCCGAGGACGCCGAGCCGCGAGUGCUGUUGCAGUCGCCGGCGCCGAAACGGUCUCCGUCGCCGGCAGUGCUGAAGCUGGAGACGUUGCCUGGCAACGAGUUGCAAGUAUCGAGUGCUGCUGGUGGCGGCGGAGGAGAUGGGCCAGAGAACAAUAGCAGCCCUAACCACAACCACCAACAACAGCACCAAGGCAACAACAGCGAGAGGCGGCAGUUGUCCGUGUCGGCCACGCUGUUGAGAAGUGGCCAGGUGUCGGCCAAGGACGCCGAGAAGCUGCAAGACAAAGUGCGCCGCGACCGCCUCAACGCGUGUCGCCUCUUGCUCACGCAGGCCUGUCCCAAUGGGCGCCUCUUGAAGGCCCACGACUUUUUCCGCCUCCUUGCCGACCCCAAAUUCCUGGAUGAGCUGUUUGGAUUGUUCGACCACCAGGAAGCGGAUCACUUGGUUCAGGACCAGUGGAUCAGUUCCCUCAAACACACGCAGUGCAAUCCAGCUGGCCGAGAUUUUGCGGAAUUGGUGGAAAGCGUCGCUUACAUUUUAGUGCAACAAGAAAAUGUGAAUCUCGCAGUUUUUCGCAGGAUCUUCUCUUCCCGAGGCGUGUUGGAGAAGUUCUUUCGGCUGGUGGACGCCGACAAGGACGACGUUGUUUCAGUGCCUGAGAUCAUGGAGACCAUCACCAACAUGACUAUGCCAGGGGAUAGGGAACAUAGUUUGACAGCCGAGAAUUUGGCACUUUUAGAAAAAAUGUUCCGGGAACACAUGAGCCGGGACUCGGAGAUUCAUCUCGAUGAGUUUAGGGCCAUUCUCAAUUCCAAAAAUCCGUUUUUUGCAGAGAGGGUUUUUAGCAUCUUUGACCGGGAUGGAUCCGGUGCCAUUUCUCUGGCCGAGUUCCUCGAGUCCAUGGGCCGGUUUGCAACUCAGAAUCACGACGAGAAAAUAAGCUUCCUUUUUCAAAUCUAUGACGUUGAUGGGGAUGGCCUGAUUCAGAGGACCGAGUUGCAGGCUGUGCUUAGGGCAUGCAUGGAUGAAAAUGGCAUGAAUUUCAGCGAUGAGCAAAUUGAGGACCUCACGUAUGCCCUGUAUGAGGACGCAGAUGCCACAGGCAACGAAAUCACUUACGAUGCCCUCAAAGCCCAGCUCAUGAAACACGAAGGACUGUUGGAGAACCUCAGCAUUUCAAUUGAGAGAUGGCUGGUGCCUCCGAAAAAGAGCACCCAGGGCAAGUCGCACAGUUUCCAGCUUCCUUACCAGCUGACAAUGCCUUACAUAAAGAACAACUAUGUGUAUUUGAUCUUCGUGGGACUCAUCAUUGCCACAAACAUCAUCCUGGCAGCCAAGAGAAUUUACGACUUCCGGACUUCCAAUGGCUUUAUCAUAGUGGCGAGGAUAUGUGGUCAGUGCUUGAACUUCAACUCGACCUUCAUCCUGGUGCUGAUGCUGAGACACACGCUGACCUUUCUGCGCAAUCACGGACUGGCGAGUGUGCUUCCCCUGGAUCAGCACAUUUACUUGCACAAAGUCUGCGGUUGGCUCAUCUUGUCCUUUGCUCUGGUCCACACAGUUGCUCAUUUAGCAAACAUAGCUUACUUCUUCAUGCCGGUACUGGACAAGUUGGACUUGACUUACGCCGAGUGGCUGUUCACUACGCGGCCGGCCCCGAAUUUCUACGGAAAACCCAUCAAUUAUGGUUUGGUUACUGCUUGGGCGAAUCCCACUGGCUGUGCACUGGUCGUCAUUCUCAUCGUCAUGAUAUUUUAUUGGACUCACUUGCUGUACAUUCCGUACUGGGUCAUUUUGGUCCUCCAUUGCAAGAACUUUUGGAAAUGGCUGGUCGGACCCGGGAUAAUCUUCCUGAUUGAGCGUCUGGUCCGAGUGGUUCGCAUGAGCAGCAAUUCCGGAAGGACUUACAUUUCCUCUGGGAUCAUGCUGCCGUCCAAGACUGAAGUCUAUUACGUGGAUGUGUCUGUUUUGCGAGACGAACAACUGUACGUCUCUAAAGGCGGUCUGUUGGGCAAAAAAUCUGCUGUGCCGGAGGUAACACAUUUGGUUGUGAAGAGGCCGCCGAACUUUUUCUACAGCGCCGGGGAUUACGUCUUUGUCAACAUUCCGGCCAUUGCCAAGUACGAAUGGCACCCGUUUACCAUCAGCAGUGCACCCGAGUUGGAAGAUUACAUUUGGCUGCAUAUCCGAGGAGUCGGCCAGUGGACGAAUAGACUGUAUAAUCACUUUGCUGCUGAGCAAGCCAAGCUGGAGAAUAUGAAACACACUGCAAUGGUGCCCAUGGAAGGACUGCUGAAAGGCCUGACAGUGCCCAAGAAACCUGCCAAGGGAAGGCCAAGAUCAGGAUUCCAGAACAUCAAGAGGAAGAUCAGCCAGUCUUUCAGGCCGAGUAACCGAGACAGCGUUGUCGUGACGAACAGCCACGAAAUGGCGAUUAACGGCUCGGCUUCGGCGGCGGCGAUGAGGAACGGCGGCGGCGGUGGCGGCAGUGGCGGAGGAAACGGACUGGUGAACCAAGCCUUCGGAGGGACCGAGCCCAUGGUGUCCAUCAGUCUCGGCCGCAACAACGGCGACUCUCCGCCAAAUUACGAAAAUGGCCAAGGAGACUGUCCGUCGUCACCCAGUGCCACGUCUGACGUGUUCCUGCAGACGAGUCCCAGCCCCGCGGGCAUGGAGACGGCGACUCACCGGCGCAAGACGCGGUUCCUGAGCACGGGCAAGAAGCCAGCCCUGCCAACGUCCAAGUAUUCGCCGGCCAGCACGGGGGCCACAAUUACAGUGGUGCCGCCGUCUCAGCGGAAGGUGGAGAAGACCAAGUCUCUGCCGGACUUGGAGGUGAACAUGAGGCGAAGGAACAAGAAUUUGCUACUCAGGGAGAAGGGAAGAGCCACUUCAGAGCACGCGUUUGACGACCAGACCCUGCAGCGGGCAGUGAUCCAGGCCUCUGGCAGCAGCAGCAGUGCCUACAAGUCCCCGCAGAACCGG
Molecule: messenger RNA, 3066 nt
Organism: Notodromas monacha
Lineage: Eukaryota; Metazoa; Arthropoda; Ostracoda; Podocopida; Cyprididae
Source: the annotation of a GenBank genome assembly